AUGACCUCUAUUGCUUCCAAAACCUUCAAAAUAGAACUCUUGGAUACUCAGGACUACGCGUAUCAUGCCGCUCGGCGCGUUAUCUUGCAUCCUGAAGUUCUGAAAGCUGUCAAAUUGUGUACCGGAGAUGCUGUUGCCCUAUCAAGCGGAGAUACUCUGGACAUUGUCAAGGAUUUUGCGGUGGGUAUUGUAUGGCCCUGUACCGACGUGUCACAAGAAUCACUCGUCGUGUCGUCUUCUCUUCUGCUGACGGCCCGUCUUGGGGCUGGUCAGCGGGCUCGCAUAAUUCCAUUGGCUGGAAUAGCACCAUCAAAGUUACCACCUGGUUUACCAUCGCUCAGACAAGCUCAAGACGCAUCUACCAUCUGGGUACAUGAACUUCUCACUGAGAACCAUCAAUCGUCUUCCAAUUCCACGUCCCAGUCACAGGGUAAAAAGGAGAAGGAUUGGCUCGCCCUGCUCGUUCGUGAAGUGCUGACUGACCUCAAAUAUAUAACGUCUAGGCAGGUCGUGGAGGUCAUUUAUGAGGCGAGAAAAAGACGAUUUGCCGUCUCUUCAGUCUCUAGUCAUGGUGAUUUACCGCAAGAGCUCUCGAAUCUUACGCUGAAUGAUGCGACGGUGAAGCUAUGGACAGCUACUUGGGAAACAUCCGUCCAUAUCGUGCAAAAAGAACCACCUGCACCACCUCGUGUCGAGCACUUGUCACACCUUGGUUCCCCGUACGCCUCCGUGGGUGGCCUCAACCAGCAAAUCUCCCAAAUACGCGAUCUUUUGGAAAUUCCAUUGGCUCGUCCGGAGCUGUUCCGUCUGAAACCGCCUCGCGGCAUUCUCCUUCAUGGCCCCCCAGGAACAGGGAAGACUCAUCUUGCGCGUGCAAUAGCUGCGUCGACAAAAUCUUCCGUGCUUGUCAUCAAUGGUCCCGAGCUCUCUUCUGCAUAUCAUGGGGAGACAGAAUCAAAACUACGGGAUGUAUUCACAGAAGCAAAAGAGAAAAGCCCAUGCAUUGUUAUUCUCGAUGAAGUAGACGCCCUCGUCCCUCGACGAGAGGACUCUGCCGGUGGGGAAGUCGAGAAGCGUGUUGUCGCCACCCUGCUUACUAUUCUCGAUGGUAUGGACGACUCGGCCAACGCGGGAAGGGUGGUCGUGAUCGGAACGACCAACCGCCCCAAUGCAAUUGACCCAGCGCUACGCCGCCCUGGACGGUUCGACAGAGAGAUAGAGAUAGGCGUACCAGAUGUUCAAGGUCGCCUCUCGAUCCUCGAAGUACUUUUAUCGAAGGCCUCGCAUUCUAUCCCUCAAGAAGACCUCCAAAUCCUUGCCUCGAGGACGCACGGGUAUGUUGGCGCCGACUUGAGUGCAGUCAUCCGUGAAGCUGGCACACUUGCUAUUAAGCGAUGGCUUGCCUCUGCCGGUUCAAAUAACCCAAGCUCGGACGACCUUGCUAUAACCUUUCCCGACCUUCUCAGCUCCCUCCCAGCGAUCCGGCCGUCCGCUAUGCGAUCCCUCUUCGUUGAAGCGCCGCCUGUGCGCUACGCCGAUAUCGGUGGCCAGGCGUUCGUUAUUAAAAAACUACAGCAGUCAGUUGAGUGGCCCUUACGACACCCUGAGGCCUUCCAGAGACUUGGCGUGAAACCUCCCAAGGGUGUAUUACUGUAUGGGCCUCCUGGGUGCAGCAAGACAGUAUUGGCAAGAGCAUGCGCCAGUGAGAGCGGUGUCAACUUCGUUGCCGUGAAGGGUCCCGAAUUACUCAAUAAAUUCGUCGGCGAAUCCGAAAGAGCCGUGCGUGAGAUAUUCAGGAAGGCUAGAGCCGUGUCGCCUUCCAUUAUUUUCUUCGAUGAAAUAGAUGCUCUGGCGACCUCCCGUACUUCUUCUGAACACAAUGCAGGCUCUUCACAUGAAGGGGUCCUUACAAGUCUUCUCAAUGAAAUGGAUGGUGUUCAAGAAUUGCUUGGAGUGACCAUUAUCGCUGCAACCAACCGUCCAGAUGUCAUCGAUUCCGCGUUGAUGCGUCCGGGCCGCCUCGACCGAAUUCUAUAUGUGGGACCGCCGGAUUAUGACGGCAGAAAAGAAAUCCUCCGGAUACGAAUGAACGGUAUGAGAGUGGAGAGCACUCUCGAUCUAGAUCAGAUAGCUUCAAUGACCGACGGUUGCUCGGGUGCAGAAAUCGCGGCCCUGUGCCAAGAAGCCGCAUUGUUGACUAUGCAGGAUAAUAUGGAUGCACCUUGGAUUCCUAAGGAUGCGUUCAUUACCGCUGCGAAAGCAAUGAAACGCCAGAUAACGCCGACCAUGCUUGCCAAGUAUGAAAAAUGGAAGAUAGACAAUGGGUUGAGAAAUUUGUAGUUACCAGACUGUAAUAUUCUUCGAGCGCCGUUAGUUAUGCUCGACACUACUUUCAUUUAGAAAAAAUUUCAGGCUAAGAUAAUGCUUC
This is a messenger RNA of Guyanagaster necrorhizus, 2428 nucleotides long. Its product is annotated as AAA-domain-containing protein. Gene Ontology annotation, molecular function: ATP hydrolysis activity; ATP binding. Bases 1 to 2340 code for a protein of 779 amino acids. Gene Ontology annotation, cellular component: cytoplasm. The transcript has 11 exons. The record is from RefSeq and is a predicted model, not a curated record. Lineage: Eukaryota; Fungi; Basidiomycota; Agaricomycetes; Agaricales; Physalacriaceae.